Messenger RNA from Camelina sativa (false flax), 1745 nucleotides. RefSeq names its product putative BPI/LBP family protein At1g04970. The record is from RefSeq and is a predicted model, not a curated record. Gene Ontology annotation, molecular function: lipid binding. Lineage: Eukaryota; Viridiplantae; Streptophyta; Magnoliopsida; Brassicales; Brassicaceae.
UCUCUCUCUCACCUUGUUUUGUGUGCUGCUAAUGGCUAACCUGUUCUUCUUCUUCAUUGAAUAAAAUCAAAAAAAAAAAAAAAAAACUUGAAAUUUCCGCCAUGGAUGUUGGACGAAGCUUUCUUUUUCUUCUAUUUUUAAGUUUCUUCUUGUUGCCUUCACAUUCACAGACGUUCACAUCGGUUCUCGUGUCUCAGAACGGACUCGAUUUCGUCAAGAACCUUCUAGUCAACAAAGCAAUCGCGUCGAUCAUACCUCUCCAGAUCCCGAGGAUUGAGAAAUCUAUGCGAAUCCCGUUCCUUGGAGGAAUCGAUGUUGUUGUCUCCAAUCUCACGAUUUACGAGCUUGAUGUCGCGUCGUCUUAUGUUAAGCUUGGUGAUACUGGUGUUAUCAUCCUCGCUUCCGGGACUACUUGUAAUUUGAGUAUGAAUUGGCAUUAUUCUUACAGUACUUGGUUUCCCCCAAUUGAGAUAUCUGAUCAGGGGAUCGCAUCUGUUCAGGUUGAAGGCAUGGAAAUCGGGCUUUCUUUAGGCUUAAAGAGUGAUGAAGGAGGCUUAAAACUUUCUCUUUCGGAAUGUGGAUGCCAUGUGAAUAACAUAAACAUUGAAUUGGAAGGAGGAGCAUCAUGGUUUUAUCAGGGGAUGGUUAAUGCAUUUAAAGACCAAAUUGGGUCAAGUGUGGAAAGUACGAUUGCCAAGAAACUUACUGAAGGAGUAUCAGACCUUGAUUCAUUCCUACAAAGCCUCCCAAAGGAAAUCCCAGUGGAUGAUAAAGCUUCACUUAAUGUCACCUUCACCACUGAUCCUAUAUUGAAAGAUUCAUCCAUCACUUUCGAGAUUGAUGGUUUGUUCAACAAAAGAAAAACGAAUCAAGUCUUGAAGUCCUUCAGAGAGUCUGUAUCUUCGGUUAUCUGUCCUGGAAAUUCUAAAAUGCUUGGAAUUUCAGUGGAUGAAGCUGUCUUUAACUCUGCUGCGGCUCUGUACUACAAUGCAGAAUUUAUGCAAUGGGUUGUGGAUAAAAUACCAGAGCAGUCUCUUUUAAACACUGCUAAGUGGAGGUUCAUCAUUCCACAACUAUACAAGAAGUACCCAAACCAGGAUAUGAAUCUGAAAAUCAGUUUGUCUUCACCGCCACUUGUAAAGAUAUCAGAGCAAUACGUUGGAGCUAAUGUUAAUACGGACCUAGUAAUCAAUGUUCUAGAAGCAGAAAAAGUAAUACCAGUAGCAUGCAUCUCCUUGGUGAUCCGGGGAUCUGGUGCUCUCCAAGUCAUGGAUAAUAACCUUGGAGGCAGCGUAAGUUUACAAGAUUUCUCCAUGACUUUGAAAUGGAGCAACAUUGGAAAUCUCCACCUGCAUCUUCUUCAGCCAAUAGUGAGGACUGUUAUACAAACGGUGUUUGUGCCAUAUGCAAAUGACCAUCUAGAAAAGGGAUUCCCUUUGCCCAUAAUCCAUGGAUUCACACUUCAGAAUACGGAAAUCAUCUGCUCAAGCUCUGAGAUCACAGUUUGCAGUGAUGUCGCUUACUUGGAUUCAUCCCAGCUGCCUCAGUCACAUCUGAGUCUACCAGGAUCCAUGCCUUGGAAAACAAAGUAGUUGUAGUUUACAAUUGGCGGCUUCAGUGUUGUUACUGGUAUGAUAUACGGACCAGUAGCAAACAAAGCUUUGUAUACUACGCUUUAUGUUUCACGUUGACUAAACUGUGUAUGCUGUACUUUCUGUAUAAAAUAAAUAAAAUUAUCUUUGUAA